Staurois parvus is the source of this 300-nucleotide messenger RNA. The record is from the annotation of a GenBank genome assembly. NCBI's taxonomy places the organism in Eukaryota, Metazoa, Chordata, Amphibia, Anura, Ranidae.
AGUGGAAGGAAUAGUGCCCCAUCGUUGGUAUCAGUGGCGGGAAAAGUGCCCCAUCAUUGGUAUCAGUGGGGAGAAUCGUGCCCCAUCAUUGGUGUCAGUGGGGGUGAGGGAAUAGUGCCCCAUCGUUGGUGUCAGUGGGGAGGAGGAAUAGUGCCCCAUCGUUGGUGUCAGUGGGGGAGGAACAGUGCCUCAUCGUUGGUGUCAUGGGGGGAGGAAUAAUGCCUCAUCGUUGGUGUGAGUGGGGGAGGAAUAGUGCCCCAUCAUUGGUGUCAUUGGGGAGGAGGAAUAGUGCCCCAUCGU